Molecule: messenger RNA, 1896 nt
Organism: Fonsecaea multimorphosa CBS 102226
Lineage: Eukaryota; Fungi; Ascomycota; Eurotiomycetes; Chaetothyriales; Herpotrichiellaceae
Exons: 7
Coding region: 1-1896 (631 amino acids)
Biological process (GO): regulation of DNA-templated transcription
Cellular component (GO): nucleus
Molecular function (GO): transcription cis-regulatory region binding; DNA-binding transcription factor activity, RNA polymerase II-specific
Source: RefSeq, a predicted model, not a curated record
AUGGCUUUCAGCUUCACGCUCUUAGUCCUCAGUCAGUCAUCAACCCCAUGUAUUGAAGCUCGAUAUCUGACGUAUAUCAGACCGUCUACGAUCAGUAGUCAAGACGACUACAACGGUGCGGAGCCUAGAAACGAUGAUCAAAGGACGUCCGUCGACCAUAGUUCGCGGGAUGACAAUCAGAGAAUUCUCAACAUGAACGCUGUCGAUCUAGGCCCACCUAUAUCUACGCUUCGAAGCCUUGGAGCCAUGUACGGAAAUCACAAUCCUCGAGAGUCCACCAACAAUGCCCGGACCAUUGGGAUAAGCAUGGAGCCAACGACACACCGUUGGCCACUGGAUCCCAUCCUCAAUGGUGUCUUGACGAUGGCUGAAGCCUGCCGAGCGAUCAACAUAUUCUUCAAUCACUGCCACCCAAUGGCACCAGUACUAAGCGAAGGCCUGCGAUCUGAGGCGGAACUGUUGAGAUCGGGCAGACCAUUGUUGUUCCUGGCUCUCUGCUCGAUAGGAACUCGAUUCUGGCUCCCUGAUCAUGCCUUGUGGCCAACAUUGCACCCUAGAUGCUCCGAGCUGGCUGUCCUUCUUGACAAAGCUGUAUCACGACUGCUGCUACGCCCCACGCCCCGCGAUGUCCAUCUAGACUCGGUGGUCGUCCUUCUCCUAUAUGCUCAAUGGAUGCCGUACAGCAGGCAAGCAUACCAAGACCGGAACGAUCAAGACCAGGAAAGGAGAUCCAAGCGUCCGUCGAGUCGCUACAAUGAUAUCAGCGCUUGGGCCGUGCUUGGGCUGGCUGCCAGGUACGCGACAAUGCUUAACCUGGCAAAAGAUGCCAUUGCCCCUUUCAAGAGACCUCAAUCGGUCGCAACUCAAGAAGACAUGGCGCGGCUGAGGAUUUGGUACAACCUCUUGACGUGUGAUUGGAACUUGAUGCUGUCUUCUGCCCUUCCCGCCACCCUUGACCCUACCGAAGGGGUCAGUAUCGCGCGGACUUUUGGUAGGCAGCCUACGGGGCAGCAGCCCAAUGAUCUGCGGUAUGCAGCCUUGGUGGAGCUCGUCGGCAUCUCACACAGUGCUCUCGAGACCAACAAGGAGUUUUCAGCUCGCCGGUUGAACGCUGCUGGGCUUCGAAAAUUCAACGUGGCUUGCGAUGACUGGGAAAGGCAUUGGAGUCCGAUUCUUCGAUAUACCCACUUCCAGCAUGUUCAUCUGCCGUUCACUUCGCUACGGUGGUGCCGGCUCGCGCUCAACAGUGCUGUUUUAGGUCCUUAUCUGGCCUCAAUCAUUGAAGGGGAUACACAGCCAUCACAUGUUUGGAUUCUGGAAGCCCUGGAGACUAGUCUCACGGCAGCCAUGCAGAUAAUAUUCUGCGUGUCAACACUCGGUCAUGAUCACGUAUGGGGAAUCGAUUCGCAAGACGCGUGCACAGUUCCUACGGACCGCUUCGCUGUUGACCAGACCACGCUUGAGCGUCUUUGCUACGCCGUGGACUCUACAUGGGUCUCGUACACGUUUGCUGUAACUUUUCUGGCGUUUUGCUAUGUGAAAGGGCUUGUCGACGACGAGCUGCGGCUGCGGCCCCUUAUAUCUGCAAGCUCACCUCAACAUGUGGCCCCGCGGUCACCCCGAUCAAUAUCACUUCUUGCACGUUUCCUACGAUUGGCCCUCGAUCUGUUCGACGCGGUGUGCCAAGUUUCCACCUUCCGACUAGCACAAGAGCUCCAAGCUGUCGUCAAAGACUGCGUCCUGCUUCUGUUGACCGAGGACAGCGAAGAUCGCACCCGUGGUCAAGAGGUCGACACGACGGGCAUGCAGUCUUUAUUCGACCAAAUGAUGGACCCCGGGUUUGAUUGGCCAGUACUCGCAGAAGACUGGGAUGUUACCAGGACACCUUUGACCUGA